Podarcis lilfordi (Lilford's wall lizard) is the source of this 9406-nucleotide messenger RNA. The record is from the annotation of a GenBank genome assembly. Lineage: Eukaryota; Metazoa; Chordata; Lepidosauria; Squamata; Lacertidae.
AUGAAGUCCAUCGUCCUCUGCCUGGUUGCGCUCCUUGCCUUCUGGGGUGAGCAGGCUCCUGUGUCUGGUCAGAUGCCUCUAGGUGAGUGUUUCCUUGGACUCCCUUGUCCCAAUCUCCAUCUUUCUAAGCCCCCAUGGGAAACACUUUCUAAGGCAUCCUCCCUCUGAAUUGGCUGCAAUUCCUAUGAGCCUCUGCAUCUUCUGGCUGUGCUGGCUUGGGGCUCCUGUAUGAAACCCUGUAUGGGUAGCUGAAAGAGUCCUCAUUGCCAGGAAACCACCGUCUCCUGUUCCAUAGCUUCCCCUUCCCUAUAGAUCCUGCUGUCAGGGGCAAGAGGGAUCAGACUGGAGGUGGGUGAAAUGAUCUUAUGGGCGAUGAUCUUAUGUUUUCAGAAUUUAAAAAAGAACUUUAUGUUCACAAGAGCAGGCCUUUUCUGCAAUGGCUCCCUGUUUGUGGAAUGCUCUCCCCAGGGAGAUUUGCCUGGUACCUUCAUUAUAAACCACUAGGCACCAGGCAAAAACAUUCCUCACUAACCAGGCCUUUAGUUGAUUGUCCUCCCAAUGUCCUUUUUAAAAUGCUUUGGGGGUGGUUUAUUGGGUUGGCAUUUAUUGGGGGGUUGUUUGAUUGUGUAUUUUGUGUUUUUAUAUUGUGAAUUUAUCCUGUGAACUGCCCUGAGACUUGAGGUAUAGGGUGGUUUGCAAAGAAGAAGAAGAAGAAGAAUUGCUAUUUUUCUAGAAAAAGAGGUGUCAGAACUCACCAUGAACACCUCCCUCAUUCUCUAAGAAUGGCAAUGGCACCUACCUGAGAGGAACUCACUGAGUUCUGGCUGAAAAGAAGCCCUGAUAACAAUAAUUCACCCAAACCAUUUCAGAAUAGUGCUAUUGGUCAGACAUAGAUAUUAUGAGUCACUUUGUAGCUGUGCUGCUUUUACAUAUUGUUACAAUGUGUUUAUUCAUUUCCCACCCUUUGUACAUUGCUUGGGUUUUUCAAACUGCAUUAAAGUUGUGGUGUCCUGUUUAGCCAUCACUCCUGUGUUGGACCAGAUGACUGUCUGCAUCCCUUCCAACUCUACCCUCUGAUAAUUCUGUGAUCAGAAGCUAAUAGUUUCCACCUGGUCUUUCCCGCUCUCCCCCUUUGGGAUGGGGCUGAAGCUCAGUGGGCAGAAUACCUCCCCUGAAGUCUACUGCCAGCCAGUGCCGACAACAUUGGGCAAGGUGUAGCAGUGAUCUGACACUUCCUCUAUUUAAGAGCCCCGCUGUCUAUGAUGUGUUCACAGAAACCUUCUUGUUGCUUGACUCACUCCUCCUCCUGCUCUGCUUUUAUUUUACUGCUGUUUUCCCGCUGCCUCUCUCCUAACGGUGAAGCUAGCAUGAGCCUUCGUAGGAUAAUAGAAACACAGAAUGGGAGAGUUGGGAGAGACCACGAGGGCCCCUUGCAAUGCCGGAAUAUUUUGCCCAACGUGGGGCUCAAACCAAUGACCCUGAAGUCAAGAGUCUCACGCUCUUCCACCUGAGCUACUUGCCUCUGCCAGGUCAGAUAACAUCUUCUGUUCCUCCCUCUCCUGGGAGGAGCCAUCGCUCACUCCCUGCUCUUGGCUGAAGGAGUCCUGGCAGGCAGGCCUCGGAUCUGGCCCUGGGGCUUUCCUCCAUGCGUGACACGUCAGUUUGGAUGUGCAUGCUAGAGAGAGGUGUCCCCACCAACCACAGGCUGACUCAACACUCAGUCUCCCUCCUGUGACACACGUGGUGGGAAGCUGAGAAAAGGAGGGAAGACCCCACAUGGUGUGACCAUGCCCCUGUGGCAAGCUGGGCUCCCUUUCUGCUUCCUGGGACAGGGGGACACCUACGUAGAUUGGCAGGAUUUAUUGAUUCGGCUACCUGGCUUUAAUUGUCCCUUUUUAUUGAUGCUGCUGCAUUUUCACCUAUUUCUUUGUAUCUGAAUUUGUACUGCUUGUUUGUUAAAUAAAACAUUUCACAGUGGUUUACAGCAAUAUAAAGACAUAAAACCAGGCAAUAAAAUAAUUAUCCUCUGAAAAAACAAUCUCUCAAAGGACCUGUUGAUGGCAUUUUACCAUGCUACUGUGGAGGGUGCAUUAACUUAUGGUCUGUGUGUGUGGUUUGGGAGCUGCACGGUCAGGGAAAAAACCAAAGCUGUCCAGGGUUGUUAAGACUGCGGAGAGAAUAAUUGGGUGCACUCUUCCCACCUUGGAUCAAAUCUACGCUUCCAGGUGCCAUAAGAAAGCGGCAGAGAAAGCACAGGAUAGUGCGCACCCCGGAAAUGAUCCCUUUCAGCUUCUGCCUUCUGGAAGAAGGUACAGGGUUAUAAAGACUAGGACUAGCCACCUGAGAAACAGUUUCUACACAAAUGCAAUUCUGGUUUUAAACGCAGUGUAAGGUAGGCUCUGUGGGAGUAUAUUGUAUUUAAUUAUGGGGUAUCAGAGUUUCUAGGGGGUUAACCAGGCUGGGAUAGCUGGGAUAGCAAGCUUGUUGGUUUUUGAAUGUCUGUUGUAGAUUUUUUCAAUUUUGUUGUUCUGUAUGUGACAAUGACAAUAAAGAUUAUCAUAUCGUAUCAUAAAAAUUAAAAAUUAAAAAGAAAAAACAAAUUAGAAACAAACACCAGCAGACCAUUGUGGGGGAAAAUAUUCUCAAUUUCCUGUACAGGCCUGGAAGAAUAGAAAAAUUUUCAGCAGGUGUUUAGAUGUUGGCACAGAAGGCUCCUGCUGAGUCUUCAGUGGCAGGGAGUUCCACAGGAUUGGGCCAAUGACAACUUGGUUGUUGUCAAAGAAGCCCCAGCAACCCAAGGAAUGAUCAAAGGUGCUCCUGCAGAUGAUCUCAGUGAUCGAGCUGGAAUAUCAGGGUUCAGGUGAUCCCUGAGGGAUCCUGGACCCAAGUUGUUCAGGGCUUUGCCAGUAAUACAAGGAGCUUGAACCUGGUUCCACAGCAGAUGGCACCUUCAUGGCUCAGUUUCCAGAGCUGGUUGAAGAAGCAACUCUUUUACCUGGCUUUUUGACACUUGAGAUGUGUGUUUUUAGGACCCACCUUGUUUUUAUGAUUGCAAGUUGUUUUAGACUGUUUAUAAGACUGUGCUUUAAUUUUUCAACCUGUAAUUAAUCAAGAGGUCAUUAACAAACAAUAACUAUAAUUAUACCUCUUCUGUGAUGGCAAAGUCCGGCUCCUCUGAGAUCGAAUAAAUUACGUUAGAGGUGCAAGGGUGGAAAGGUUAGCUCUGUGCAAAGAACUGGAGAGAGCAAGUUUGAGGGUGUGUAGGAUCCUCGGCGUGUCAUUUCUUAGCUGUCCUCCUCACUCAGGCACCUCUGUGGAAAGGCUGCCCACAACCUUUCAGCCGUUGGGACCGUUUGUUACAAAACCUGGUCGGGGAGGAAAGGAUUUCCUCUCUGUCCUGCUCACCACUUUCACCAUCCUCCUGAGCUUGCUGUGAUUCUGCAAUCCUGGGCAAUAUAAGGGAGCAGACCAGGUUGGGCAGUGGACUCUCCCCUUAGCCUGACCCACCAUGAAGUCUGGUGCGCUUGUGAUCCUUGUGGGGCUCCUCACCCUCUGGGAUGAGAUGACACCCGCCUCUGCUCAGAGGCUUCCAGGUAAGGGAUCCUGUCUCCUCUCUCCUUACAGGCGCAUGUGUCAAAAGCAUUUCUCUGGGAAUUGUUGAGAGAAGUGCAGUCAGGAAAAUUCCUCCAGGAAGCCGGGGAAGCUCAGGGGAACAGCACUUGAGUUGCAUGCAGAAGGUGUGGGGUUUCAUUCCCCACUGGGAAUGCUGAAAUCCAGUGAGAAAGGGGCAUUCUGCCACUCUGCUGUGCCACUGGACACCUCCCACCAGCCAAGGUGCCACUGGAUUCCCCCUCUUGCCAAGGUGUUCCUUAUAUAAUUUGCUCCCCUUCCCAGCAAUGAGACUUUGCCAGGGCUUCUAUGAAUAAAUGGGUUGAGUGUGUGUGUGUGUGUGUGUGUGUGUGCGUGUGUGUGUGCGCGCGCGCCAGACUGGGUCUUUGACCCGGGUGACAGAAAGCCUAGCUUUGGCCCUUUCUUGUGGAGUGUUCCUUCAGCCUCCUCUCCUCUCCCCCCUCAUUGGGAGUCCUCCAGACAGCCGCUGCCACUGCCCCAGUCUCUAAGCUGCCCCUCCUGCCCCAAAGAGAGGUGCCUCCCUCCCCACACUGCCCCACAACAGCCUGGGAAGAGCAUAUACCCAGCCUUAGUGGCCCAACGGAGACUGGUCGAAGGUGAAUGUGAGUCCAGCACCUUACCUUGGCAGGCAGCAGCAACAGCAGCAGUGGGCACUCAUCUCCCAGGCAGGUCUUAACCACAGCAAGCACAAGAAAGACCAAAGCAGUGACGGCCAGCUGGCCGGCCGGCCUGCCGCUUGUCUGUCCAUUCCCAACAGCAAGGGCUGGUGGACUGCCUGGCUGGGCUCCCUCACCCACCUGCUUACUCUGAGGCCGCCUCAGUUCCUGGCAACCCGCAUCCCCCAGCCAGCCCCAGAUGCACCUUUUGCCUGUGGAGCUUAUAGCCAGGGCUGCUGCAAUAAACAGCUGUGCAAGCCUUUGGGAGGCAGAGACACAAGAGGGAGGAAGGAAAGAGAGACAGAGGCCAGUGUUGCCCAUUAUUCAAGGCACCCCAGGGUGCCACAGCACACUGGUUGAAAACCACUGCCCUAAGCCAAUGAUUCAGCUCUCCUGUUCAGAUUUUCAGGGAAUCAGAAUCUCCUUAUUUUUGUGGAUGUAACUUGCUUCAAACUGCUUUUAAUGUUUUGUUUUAAGGUUGUAAUGUUUCCUGGGACCUUAGGUUGAAGAGCAGGUAACUAAUGAAAAGGAAUUCCCAAUCCACAUUAAGAUGAGGCGAGGAUGUCCAUUAAUACAUUGCCUCUGAAAUGCCAGCCCUUUUCUGACACCCCCUCCCCGCUGUGGCCAAGAGGAGCACCCCUUGGGAGCAGCAGACUGGCGGGGUGCCGAUUGGGUGCCCCCCUGCUGGGCUUCUGAGGCAGGGCAGGAGGAACACUUGCCUUUGCAGCCCAGACCCACUUUCAGGUAAGCUGCAGGAGAGACUUAAGGACACACCUUGUACCUAGAAGCAAGCCCCGCCCAUCUCCCAGGAAAUGAUGAAGAUAUGAACAGGAUGCUGGCAUAGAGAAGACAAUAGCUUGAUCCUGCAAGCUGUUCUUACAUUCUUUCUUUAAGCGGCAGAAGCUUUCGAUUUUCACAGUGGAGAGGAGUUGAAAUGCCUUCAUUUCCAGCACUGAUGAAGGGCUUGGUAAUCCAUCUCUCUCUCUCUCUCUCUCUCUCUCUCUCUCUCUCUCUCUCUCUCUCUCUACCUCUGUCUCUCUUUCCCCAUCACAGUGAAGCCUGGCACCUGUCCUACUCUGAUCCAAAACAAUGACACCCAGUGCGGCCAGUUCUGCUCCUGGGACAACAGCUGCCCAGGGAGCGAGCGCUGCUGCCAGACCGGCUGUGGGCAUCAGUGCAUGCGCCCACUUGAGGGUAAGCAGAGGGGCAGCAGCCCCUCUUUUUUGGGGGGAGAAAUGAAGUCAGGAACCUCCCAUCUGCCUCACCUUCUGACCCAGAUGUGCUCUCAGCCACCCAUCCAUACACACAAGGGGGUUGGUGCAUAUCCUGCCUGGAUCCAUGUAGGCUUUAACACUGUAGUUCAUAGUCAGGCAAGAGGCAUUGCAGUGCAGAAUCCCACCCGCCAUGGUGUGGUUUGCCCAGACAUGGCAGCUGACCUCCACCUGGCGCAUGGUGUGGCUCGCCCAGACAUGGCAGCUGACCUCCACCUGGCGCACUGCCAGCAGGGUCCAACCAACAGGUGGGAGGCAGGCUGUGCACAGCCUCAGUCCAGAGACUCACCUGCUCUCAGGUGUGCAAGCAGGUCAGAUCAGGGGGACCCCAUUCAUUCCAGGCAAAGAGGAACUGGCUCCUUUCCCUGCAUGUAUUAAUGUGGGGUUUUUUUAAAAAAAUGAAAACAGACCUAUUCAUUUAUUAAAUGUCUAUACAGCCCUUCAUCCGAAGAUCACAGUGCGGUUCAGAAGGACUGACAAAGAACCAAAAACAUGCAUAAAUUCAAAGCUGAACUACCCCAGUUGUGUAAGAUUGAAGUAAACACUCAAUUCCAUGAUUUGCAAAUUAAAUAAUUAGUUCAUCUUCUUACUUAAUUUGUGCAGCCAGAUAGCUGUCGGUCCUAGACAAGAUUUCAGCUGAAGAAAAUAUGCCUAAUGUCAGAAAAUGUUGGGAAUGCACUCAGUGUUGGCUUGCGGCCCCAUACAUGCUUCUGAAUACCAGUCAUGGCAAACACAGGAGGGGAGUAAGUGUUCUUCAUCUGCCUGGCCACUGUGAGAACAGGAUGCUGGACCAGGUGGGCCACUGGCCUGAUCCAGCAGAUGCUCUUCUUAGGUUCUCCUUUCAUCCCCAGUCUACCCUGGAUACUGCCCCAGGCUGAGCCCCCAGCCAGGCCAGGCUGCGAACUGCUCUGCGACUUGCAACAAUGACCAGGACUGUGUCUCACUCUACUUGCCACGCAAGAAGUGCUGCCGCAAUGGGUGCGGGAAGACUUGCCAGCCGGCUGAAGAAGGUAUCUCUUGGAUGCGGGAGAUAUGGGGACCUGAUGGGGAGGGCAGUUGUGUGUACAUGUGCGUGGUUGGCAGAGGAUUCUGCCAAGGAAGAGGUGCUGGGGCUCACUCAAAGAGUCUCCUCUCCCUCAUGCCAAGCGGUGUGGUGGUGGCAGCUGCCAGUGGUAGGAUCAUAGGAGGGGAAAUGAACUCUGCAUAUGCUCAGGAGUUUAUUUCCUCUUGAUGAUAUCUUCACACGUUCCAGAGUGAGUCCUGGCAUUCAGAACACAAUUCCAUCUCACUACUGACUGCUGUCCCCUUCUCUCCAUCUCCUUUUUCCAGAGCACCCUGGCGUGUGUCCCAAAAGGGAACUGGUGAAUACCUUUGCCCCCUGCAAUGACACCUGCAGAGACGACCGAGACUGCCCCCUCACCCAGAAGUGCUGCUUCACUAUGUGCAGCCGGGGCUGCGUGGACUCAGGUACUGACAAAGGCCUUCCGCUUUUGCCCCCUCCCCACCUUUCUUCCCUGGGCACCUAAGUGCCCUGGAGACUGAGAACAUCUCCUCAUGGACCUCCAUCCGUUCUGCCUCCAACAGUUCGCAGUGACAGGUGCCAGUUGCCGCCCAAAACUGGACGAUGUUUAGCAGCCUUCCGCCGUUACUACUACAACCCAUCGCAGAAGAAGUGCGUCCUGUUCACCUAUGGUGGCUGUGAGGGUAACAGCAACAACUUUGAGACAAAAGAGGCAUGUGAGGCAGCCUGCGGGAAAAUCAGCCCAGGUACCAAGUUUGGGACCCACCAGAAAUUCAUAUUCAUGGCUUCAUUGAUUGUGUUUAUAUAUCCCCUUGUCCUCCAAGGAGCUGAACUUCCCCUUCUUCAUUUAACCCCAACAAUAACCCCGUGAGGUAGGCUAAGCUCAAGGAAGCCACUGGCCCAAGGUGAGCUUCAUGGCUGAGUGAACCCGCAUCUCUCUCAGGUCCUAGUUCAACACUCUGACCCCCAGGCAGGGCAGUAGAGCCCCUCUGGGAAGGCGGGCAACCCCAUCCAACUAGCUGGCCAGAAGGGGUCCAGAGUUCUGGGAGGAUUGGGUACACUGCUCUGUUCUGGACUUUAUUUCAUAUAAUUGAGGGGAUGGAGCGGUUGGGAUUUCUUAGCUGUGCUCUGCCUUCAUGGAUAGAGGCUGGAUAUGGGUGUUGGAAGCCACAGGAAGGGAGAGGGCUGCUCUUGGGCUCCCCCAAAGCAUCUGGCUGGCCCUGUGAAAACAGGAUGCUGGACCAGAUGGGCCAUUGGCAUGAUCCAGAACCUUAUGUUCUUCUUAAUAUUAUUACUUUGUGCCAUAAUCUUUGUAGGGACAUUUGUGAUUGGGGCAAUUUGAAAUUUCAAGAUAAGAGAUGGUAUCUGAAAUAGGAUGCUAAAACUAUAGAUUCAAAAUCCAACGGUGGGGAGCCUUGUAAGAAUCAAGGUGGCCUUAGAAAUUCUGACACCCCAAUUUCAAAGUCCUUCUCUAGGAGGUGGAAAUGACAGUUUGGCAGCUGCGGUGUAUUUGACGUGUUGCCAUCAGGAGUCAUUAAAAGAGACUCUCCUUGCAAACCCCCAGACGACACUCCUUGCAAAUCCCCAGAAUAAGGAGAAGUCGUGUAUUAGCUCCUUGUUUGGUGAUAAGCAACCUUUGCCAUAGGGUGACUCCUAGUCUGUGACUCCUAGUCUGUGCCCAAAAUCAUAUGUUUUUGCAGCUCUUGGGAGGAGGGGUUGGGGUUGGAGCAUUUGGCAAAGGGUUGAGAGGCGAGAGGGCUGCAAAGAUUUGAGCCAGCAGCCACAAGGAGGUCCCCAAAUUCAGUCCCUGAGCUGGACUGGCCCAAAGAGCCCAGGUGCAAUUCCUCUCUGCCUGGAAGGAGAAGGGUCUGUGAUUCCUUCCCUCUGGUGGGGGGGGGCCUCUUAUGGAGGAAUGCAUGCAGGGAACAUACAUAAAGUUGGAAUUAAAAACUCUUGACACCUUCCUGCCCUAAGAAAACCUCUCUGCUUCCUCUUUCUCCACCUUCUGUGGCCUCAGAGGUCUGCAAGCUGCCAAAGAACCCUGGCCCAUGUCUGGGUUAUUCACAAUUUUACUACUACAACUCAGCCACCAGGAAGUGCGAGAUAUUCGUCUAUGGGCUCUGCGGGGGGAAUGGCAAUCGGUUUCGCACCAUGCUAGAGUGCAUGAUGGUCUGUGGGCAAACAAGUAAGAUUCUUGUCUCAAUCUGUGUCUGCGCUUCUCUGUCUCUCUAUCUAUCUCUGUCUCUAAAUAUUUAUAAGUGUGCAUGUGGAGGGCAGGGGGCAGACUGUGGAGGUCCACAGGGUUCUCUCUUGGCUGCCCUGCUGGCCUCAUCCUGCCCUACCCAUGGGUGAGUUUACCAAUGGCUUCAAGUAACAAGAAAGGAGGUUCUGACUUCUGGCAGUGAGAGCUUUUCAACAGUGAAAUGGUCUCCCUUGGGAGGUGGUGAAAUCUCCUUCUUUAGAGGUUUAUAAGCAGGGUUUGGCUGGCUGUCCAUCAGGAAUGUGAUUCCUGCAUUGCUGGGGUUGGGCUAGAGGACACUUGUGGGUCCCUUUCAUCUCUACAAUUGUAUGAUUCUGUCGGAGCUGCUGCCUGCCCUAAGGGCAAGGUGUUCAAUGACUUGGCUGCCUCCCUUUGCCCCUGUGACUCUUUCUCUUUUCCACCCACAGGAAACUCCAUUACGGAGGACUGAGUCCCUCAGUGUGAUCACCUUGUCUGAGAAGACCCCAGCCCCAGAGCAGACAUCAGUGUGUUGCCUUGCCCCCCUCCUUCCAUCUCUGGGGAGGCUGCUGUGGGAUCAUCUAUCCCCAAAUAAAACCUGAGCUUUCUG